Molecule: messenger RNA, 1478 nt
Organism: Ctenopharyngodon idella (grass carp)
Lineage: Eukaryota; Metazoa; Chordata; Actinopteri; Cypriniformes; Xenocyprididae
Biological process (GO): transmembrane transport
Cellular component (GO): membrane
Molecular function (GO): transmembrane transporter activity
Source: RefSeq, a predicted model, not a curated record
AUGCGUCAUAACAAGAAAACUCUUCCCUUGUCCACUAUUCUGUUUGGACAGUAUGAACAAUUUACAUGGGUUUACUCUACCCAACACAGCUUUAAUAUUAAGAGACUGUAUCUGUCACUGCAUAGCUGAAUAUGUCGGCAUGGAAAGAAAAACUAAGGAGCGUUGUUACAGUGGAGCCAGUGAUUUUCCUCUACAUGACCAGCACGUUCAUUCUAACACCUGCAUAUCAACAGAUGAUUAUCAUAAAGGUAUGUCAACAAUUGCUCAAGAAUGACACUAUCUGCAGUAACCCUGAGCACCACAAAGGGGACGAGGAGGUUCAGACUUCAGCCUCCUACAUCCUGCUUAUGUUUAACGCCACCCUCAGCCUGGUCUCCAUCCCUCCCGCUAUAAUGCUGGGCUCCUGGUCUGACCGCGCUGGCCGUCGGUGGGUAAUGGCGCUCCCGUCUCUGUUGUCCCUGCUGAGUGGAGGGUUGCUCUUGGCUGUAGCCCUGUUGGAAAACAUCAGUGUUUACUGGACCCUGAUGGCUGCCGCCCUAACAGGCCUGACAGGUGGCCAUGUCUCCAUUUUCCUCAGUUCCUUCAGCUACCUGGCCGACUUGACCAUGGGCUCCAGCUCCAGUCGCACUUUACGUAUGGCAGUGGCCGAGUCCAUGAUCUUCGUUGGUGGCAUGGUGGGCUUCCUGCUAGGUGGAUUUUUGGAGCAGGAAUUUGGGCCCAAGGCAGCGUUCGAGGCCUACAUUGGCUGCCACGCUCUGGCAUUACUUUAUAUUGUGCUUUGGCUGAGAGACCCUUCGACGGGAAAAAAUACAUGUAUAUCUGCCUAUAAAGAGGGUACAGAUGAGCAGUGUUCUCCGACAGAACAGUCUAGGCUGUUCAUCCUAAAGUACGCCAAGCUGUCUUUCAAAGCAAUGUUCAAGAGGAGGUCAGGGCAGGAGAGACUCAAAUUGCACUUUCUCAUUCUCUGCACCUUCAUAAAUAACCUGGUGGCUGUUGGGGAUCAGUCGAUCUUGCUGUUGUAUUUGAUGUACGAGCCUAGAGAGUUCACAACUGCCCUGUUUGGGGUGUUUAACUCUGUGAGGAUGCUCUUGUUGGGCUUUGGUCUGCUGGGUCUAUUUCCCGUGCUGAUGAGGUGUAUUAAGGAGAUGACUUUAGCAAAACUCAGCGCUGUGUGCAGAAUCGCCUCUUACGUCCUACUCGCCCUCUCAAACAACACAUGGAUGGUCUUCCUUGUUGCUGUAGUCGGUGCUCCAGCUGGUAUCAGCCAAGCAGUGAUUCGUUCUUUGUCUUCUGCCAUCGUGGGACCUGAUGAACAAGGUGCCAUGUUCUCCUUCUCUGCCUCAGUGGAAGCGACCUGCAUCCUUAUUGCUGCUACGAUCUUUAACGGGCUGUACCCCCUGACCCUGCCCACUUUUCCUGGGAUGCCCUUCAUCAUCAUGGCGGUCUUCAUGCUCAUCGUGCUCAUUCUCUUGCAGUAA